Aspergillus wentii DTO 134E9 is the source of this 1148-nucleotide messenger RNA. RefSeq names its product thiamine thiazole synthase (gene thiA). The transcript has 4 exons. NCBI's taxonomy places the organism in Eukaryota, Fungi, Ascomycota, Eurotiomycetes, Eurotiales, Aspergillaceae. The record is from RefSeq and is a predicted model, not a curated record. Gene Ontology annotation, biological process: thiamine biosynthetic process. Bases 141 to 1148 code for a protein of 335 amino acids.
CAACUCACUUUGAAUCCAACAACUCGUCUUACAAGACUCAAAAAAGUAUAUCCGCCUCGUCCUUCAGGAUGGAAGUCAUGGAUUCACUUUAGCUGGACUUGUCAUGAAUUGAUCAAGGUCAAUCGACUUGACAAUUCAUCAUGUCUCCCCCAGCUGCCAUCUUUGAACAGCCCUCUGUGGCCCCUACUGGUAUCAAGAGCAAGGUCGUCGUCCCUGAGACCGCCGCUGCUCCCGUUGCCGGUGCCUCGACCAAGCUCUUGGACCACUUCGGUACCAACUGGGAUGAGUUCAAGUUUGCUCCCAUCCGUGAGAGCCAGGUCUCGCGGGCCAUGACCAGACGCUACUUCCAGGACCUCGACAAGUAUGCCGAGAGUGACGUUGUCAUUGUCGGUGCUGGUUCUUGCGGUCUCAGCACUGCCUACGUUCUGGCCAAGGCCCGCCCUGACUUGAAGAUUGCCAUUAUCGAGGCUUCCGUCUCGCCUGGUAUAGGUGGUGGUGCUUGGUUGGGUGGACAGCUCUUCUCCGCCAUGGUCCUCCGUCGUCCUGCGGAGGUCUUCUUGAACGAGCUCGGUGUGCCAUACGAGGAUGAACCCUCGAACCCCAACUUCGUUGUUGUCAAGCACGCCUCUCUGUUCACCUCGACUUUGCUGUCCAAGGUCCUCCAGUUCCCCAACGUCAAGCUGUUCAACGCUACCGCCGUUGAGGACUUGGUCACCCGCCCCUCGCCCAACGGUGACCCCAAACAGAUCCAGAUUGCCGGUGUUGUCACCAACUGGACUCUGGUCACCCUCCACCACGACGACCACUCGUGCAUGGACCCCAACACCAUCAAUGCCCCCGUCAUCGUCAGUACCACUGGCCACGACGGCCCCUUCGGUGCCUUCUGUGCCAAGCGUCUUGUCUCCAUGAACAGCGUCGACCAGUUGGGUGGCAUGCGCGGUUUGGACAUGAACUCCGCCGAGGAUGCCAUCGUCAAGAACACCCGUGAGGUCGCCAAGGGUCUCAUCAUCGGUGGUAUGGAGCUGUCUGAGAUUGACGGCUUCAACCGCAUGGGCCCUACCUUCGGUGCUAUGCUUCUCAGUGGUGUCAAGGCUGCUGAGGAGACCUUGCGCAUCUUCGACGAGCGCAAGGCCCAGUGUGCUGAGUAA